Messenger RNA from Daldinia childiae, 1110 nucleotides. RefSeq lists its product as uncharacterized. Bases 1 to 1110 code for a protein of 369 amino acids. Lineage: Eukaryota; Fungi; Ascomycota; Sordariomycetes; Xylariales; Hypoxylaceae. The transcript has a single exon. The record is from RefSeq and is a predicted model, not a curated record. Gene Ontology annotation, molecular function: nucleic acid binding; zinc ion binding. Gene Ontology annotation, cellular component: nucleus; spliceosomal complex. Gene Ontology annotation, biological process: mitotic DNA replication checkpoint signaling; mitotic DNA damage checkpoint signaling; nuclear DNA replication.
AUGGCAGACGCCCGAGCCCUGCUUCGCGCUCACCGCGCCGAGAACCGUAUCAAGCAUCCCCAUGCCGCAUACUCGGAUGCCGGAAAACUACUAUGCAAGCUAUGUCACGAGCCCGUAAAGACAGAGGCCAUAUGGGAAAGCCAUAUCCGAAGCCCGAACCACAGGAAGAGAGUACAGGCACUACAGAGCAACCUCUCCGAGCAACCACAGGCGGUAUCUUCGACCGACGGGGGUAACGGCAAGCGGAAACACGACGACGUGGACGAAGGCAUAUCCGAUGUAGACGGCGAUGCGGAAGAGGCAAUACGGAAAAAGCGUAGUAAGCCCGACCUGGCCUUAUCCACGAGCAGCGGCGGUGAGAAGAGGCAGUCGCCCCCAGAGCUAUCGAGGCGGACUUCACACCCACCCGUGCAGGGAGUCGAGAUCGCGAUACCGUCGCGACCCGCCACCCCAGCCGCCGGUUCCAACUCCGCGACCUCGACGCCCAAGGGCGCCCCCUUCGGCCGCUCACCGCUCAUCGGCUCCGAAACCACAUCUACACCUACAUCCACGCCCUCGAACCUGCCCAUCUCGACGCAAUCUCUCUCUGUACCAUCCUCCACAACGACCACCGCCGCCCUGCCCCAAGCCCAACCAUCCAACGGCGCUGUAGACGAGGCCGAAUGGGCCGCCUUCGAAGCCGAGCUAGCCGCCGAACCCGCGCCAGCACCCGGUCCACAAGGCUACUCCGCCGACGCCACCAUCUCAGCGCCAGCCAUGACCGCCGCCCAGAUCGCCGCCAAGUCGCAGGAGGAAGAGAACGAGCGACGGAAGCACUUCGUGGACGCGCAAAUCGCCGACGAGCGGGAAGACGCGACGCGUGCGCUAGAGGCCGAGUUUGAAGAAAUGGAAGAGCUAGAAGGGCGCGUGCGGCGACUCAAAGAACGCCGAGAGCAGCUACGCAAGGGUAGCGUGGCGAAUCUCCGCAGUGCUGCCGCGAAUGAUGACGUAGUCAUGGCUAAGAGCCCGGCGGACGGCAAGGAGAACAAUGACUCCAGUAUACCUGAAGAAGACGAGGACGAGGACGAGGAUGACGAAGACGAUGAUUGGGAUGCAUUUCGACUUCGGUAG